Dermacentor silvarum is the source of this 468-nucleotide messenger RNA. RefSeq lists its product as uncharacterized. The coding region runs from base 1 to 468 and encodes 155 amino acids. The record is from RefSeq and is a predicted model, not a curated record. Lineage: Eukaryota; Metazoa; Arthropoda; Arachnida; Ixodida; Ixodidae. The transcript has a single exon.
AUGAUCCUUGGCGGCCGCACACCAUCUCAACUACUGCGCCACAUGCAGCGUCUUGUGGGAAGCGUUAUAGAUCUUAACAGCACGUCGCUGUGCAAGAUAUUUCUUCAGAGUCUCCCCGGCAACGUGCGCGUGGUGCUUGCUACGGUGGCUGAAAAGGAUCUCGGCAAGAUGGCCACCAUCGCUGACACCAUCAUGGCAGCGGCAAACCCCUCCGCCUCCGUCGCUAACGUGCAAGUGGCGAGUGCUUCCGCCCCCUCUUCCAACAAAUUCCUCGAGCUUUGCGAAGAGAUCGUGCGCCUCACCGAAACAGUGGCAGCUUUGCAGGCACGCACCUCGUGCCCUUUGGAGCAGCGCAGUGUACUGCCACAGCAGCUGCGAUUCCGUUGGUGCUGGUACCAGAGGAAACAUAGCGAUGCUGCACGCUGCCCUGUCAGAUGCCCUGUCACGAAGUCAUGUCAACACCUUUAG